UUCAGAUAAAGAAAAGAAAUAAAGUCCCUGCUUUCAUGGCUGUCUUGACUGUUUCUUAUAGUGUUAAAAAGCCAAUUCUUAAUGAAUAGGUCUUGAGUAGACAGAUUUCUGAGAAACUCUCCCUGUAUUGGUAAGAACCCAUCUAAAGAAAAAAAAAACCCUAAGAUUUUUUAAUAAUUUAAAUUUCUGAUUUAAUUUUCCUGUAUAGAAAGAUGCAAUUUCUCUAGCUCUUCUCUAGAUUUUAACUCACCCAAGGCAGUUAACUACCCUCCUACUAUUUCUUGACUUUCCAUUUUUGUAUUGACCUUAAAAACUUAUGUGUAUCAAAGAAAGAACACUGGGAAAUGAAUAUAAACUGCUUGCAUUUUUGUUUUUCUUCUCGGGUUAUUUAUACCUUCUGAAUCCAAUUCUCCCUGUGCAACAAGAGAACUGUUCGGUUCUGCACACAUAUAUUAUAUCUAGGAUAUACUGUAACCUAUUUAACAUAUAAAAGACUGCUUGCCAUCUCGGGGAGGGGGUAGAAGGAGGGGAAAAAUCAGAACAGAAGUGAGUGCAAGGGAUAAUGCUGUAAAAAAUUACCUUGGCAUGGGUUCUGUCAAUAAAAAGUUUAAAAAAAUUAAAAAAAAGUUAAAAACAAAAACAAAAACAAAAACUUAUGUGUAGAUAAUCUGGCUUUCUUUUGUUUUCUCUCCUCAUAAAGAUCUUAGAGAUCACAUACAAGUGGUAGGUGGGAAAUUCCAUCCUAAUGGGUAUGGAAGCUACAAAGCUGAAUUUGUUUUCCUCCUGACUUCAUGUUUGUCUCAAGAUUCUGCUCUUCCCAAAGAAAGAAAAAUUAAGAAAAAAAAAGGAAUGAUUUCUAGAACCUUAACCGCUAGAUCCCAGAUAUUGACAUUCCAAGAUGUGACCGUAGACUUCACCCAGGAGGAAUGGAGGCUGUUGGGCCCUGCCCAGAAGGACCUGUUUAGGAGAGUGAUGCUGGAGAACUAUGAGAAUUUUGCCUUCCUGGAACUUCCAGCUUUCAAACCCAGUAUGAUCUCUGAACUGGAAAGAACAGAAACACUAUGGCUGCGAGAGGAAGAAGCUACAUUUUCUUUUGAAGAUUCCUUUAUUCAGAAGACAAGAUGUGAGACUAAGAAGUCAACUCCAAAGCAGGGUAUCUGUAUAGGAGGAUCUUCCAAAGAGAGAAUUACAGAGAAUGGUCCCUGGGAUUCCACGUUGGGAGAAGCAUGGGAUAAUGAUGUCUGGUUAGAAAGGCAAAGAGGAAAACAGGAGAAGCAAUCUAGGCAGGUGGCAACAAGUCAUGAAUGGAAUAUAUUUGGUAGACAGCUUGUUUUGGGGGCAAAUCUUGAAAAUCAGAGAGUUCCUACAGGAGAAAGUCUCCCUAAGUCUAAUAGAGUUGGAAAGAGUUUCAAACAGUUUUCAGAUCUUAUUAAACAUAAUAGAACUUCCUUAGGGAAAAAACGUCAUAAGCAUAAUAAAUACAGAAAGCCUUCCAGUUAUCAGUCAAAACUUACUCAUUACCACAGAACAAAUACUCAUAGUAAUAAGUGUAAUGAAUCUGGAAAACCUUUCAGAAAUAUCUCAUGCUUUACUGUACAUCAAAGCAAUCAUAUAAGGAAAAAACUAUAUAGGUGUACUGAAUGUGGGGAAAAGUUCAAUCAGAAAGGAAACCUUAAUGCUCAUAUAGAAACUCAUAUUGGAGAGAGACACUUUGAAUGUAAUGCAUGUGGAAGAGGGUUCAGAUACCAUUCGUAUCUUGUACAGCAUCAAAUAAUUCACACUGGAGAGAAACCCUAUAUAUGUAAUCAGUGUGGAAAAGCAUUCAACCGAAAAGGAAGCUUAAGUAGACAUAAAAUGACUCAUACUGGAGAGAAACACUUUGAAUGUAAUGAAUGUGGAGAAGGAUUCAAAUAUAGAUCAUUCCUUGUGCAACACCAGAAAAUUCAUACUGGUGAGGCACCCUAUAAAUGCAAUGAAUAUGGAAAAACCUUUAGCCAGAGGCAAAGCCUUAAUUUACAUGAAAUAAUUCAUCCUGGUGAGAAACUAUUUAAAUGCAGUGAAUGUAGAAAAACCUUUAUCCUGAAAGGAGAUCUUAUUAAACAUAUGAGAAUUCAUACUGGAGAAAAACCCUAUAAAUGUGGUGAAUGUGAAAAAACCUUCAGCCUGAGGGGAUGCCUUAAGGCACAUAAGAGAAUUCACACUGGAGAAAAACCCUAUAAAUGUAAUGAAUGUGGGAAAGCCUUCAGGCAGGGGGGAGGUCUUAGUGCACAUAAGAGAAUUCAUACUGGAGAGAAACCUUUUAAAUGUAAUGAAUGUGGAAAAGCCUUCAGCCAGAAGGGAAACCUUAAAACACAUAAGAGAGUGCAUAUGGGUGAAACAUCCUUUGAAAAGAAUGAAAGUGGAAAAGUCUUCAACAGAAAGAGAAAUCUAAAUAAAAGUAAAAUAACCCAUAAUGGAGAGAAACCCUUUGCUUGUAAGGAAUGUGACAAAAGCUUCAAGUACAGCAUAUUUCUGGUAGAACACCAGAGAGUUCAUACUGAUGAGACUCCCUAUAGAUGCAAUGAAUGUGGGAAAACCUUCAAUAUGAAGAGACGCCUUAGGACACAUCAAAUAAUUCAUCAUAGUGAGAAACUCUUUAAGUGCAAUGAAUGUGGAAAAGCCUUCAGCAUGAAGGGAGAUCUUAAUAAACACAUUAGAAUUCAUACUGGAGAGAAACCAUAUAAAUGUAAUGAAUGUGAAAAAGCCUUCAGUCAGAGAGGAGGACUUUAUACACACAAAAGAAUUCAUACUGGAGAAAAACCCUAUACAUGUAAUGAAUGUGGAAAAACCUUCAGGCAGAAGGGAGGCCUCACUGCUCAUAAGAGAAUUCACACUGGGGAGAAACCCUUUAAAUGUAAUGAAUGUGGAAAAGCCUUCAGCCAGAAGGGAAAUCUUAAAACCCAUAAGAGAAUCCAUACAAAUGGUUUGCCCUUUGAAUUUAAUAAAUGCAAAGAAAGUGUUUGUCAAUAAUCCAAUGACAUCAGAUAAUUUUUGCUCAAGAGAAACACUUUCAGUAUAAUGCAUGCAAAAAAGCUUUAAGUCAGAGGAUAUUCCUUAAUGAACACAGGAUAAUUCCUAUGGAAGAGAAAACUUUUCAGUGUAGUGUGGAAAAAUUUUCAAAUGAAAUGGAAAUCUUAUACAAUAUUAGGGAAUUGCUACUAUAGGAAAAAAACCUUUUGAAUAUACUUGAAGGUAGAAGAUCCCAAAGGCCAUACUUUAUUGCACAUAAUAAAAUUCAUGAUAGAGAAAACUAUUGACUAUCAAAAUGAAUAUUUAGGCCCAGCUCACCAUGAAGCAGAAGAUCCAUACUGAAAAGAAAGCUAAAAUUUCCGGAUAAUAUACUAUGGGAAAGUUGCUAAUUGAAGUAUUAAUUUGAAGCAUCAGGAGAGGUUUUAUUUACCAAUUAAUUUGAGUUUUUCCUACCAUACAAGUCAAACAACCAAAGAAUUAUUUAAUAGAAUUAACUAGAAAAAAUAACAAAAUUCAUAUAGAGGGGGAAAAGGUCGAGAAUUUAAGGAUAAACAAUGAAACAGGAUAUGAGAAUGAAAGAAGCUUAGCAAUGUGAGAUCUCAAAUGGAUAAUACAAAAUGCUUCUCAAUAAUCUAAUGCUGGUUAAAUAAUAGACUAAAGAGUGGAAUAGAUUUCAUAUACAGCUUUCAUAUUUGAUAAACACAGAGGCUCAAGCUACUGAAAUAAAAGACUUAUUAUUUGACAAAAAACUACUGAGAAAAUUGGACAGCAAUAUGGAAGAAAUUAGAGUUAUAAUAUCACCUCACAAGUUAUACAAGUGUAAGUUUCAUAUAGGUGCAAGAUCCAGUAUAUAAUUAUAAAUAAAAGAAACAUAAAAAUUACUUAUAUCUAUGCAUAGGAAAAAAGUUAAUCAAAUAUGGAAUAGAGAAUCACAGAAGAUGGAAUGGAAAUUUCUGAUUUCCUAAAAAAAAGUUUUUGCACAAAUAAAUCCAACAAAGUUAAGAUUGAAAGGAAAAUGGGGAGGACAAAAAAGCCAAACUUUUACAUAUAGUUUUUCUAAGAUCCAUUUACAAAAUCUAAGGAACUGAUCACCUAUAAGAAUAGGAGCCAUUUCCUAAUUGAUAAAUAGUCUAAAAAUAUAAACAGGCAUUUCUCAGAGGAAACCAUCUAAGCUACUUAUUGCCAAUUGAAAAAAAUUGUGGAAAAACCUUCAGGCAGAAGGGAGGCCUCACUACUCAUAAGAGAAUUCACACUGGGGAGAAACCCUUUAAAUGUAAUGAAUGUGGAAAAGCCUUCAGCCAGAAGGGAAAUCUUAAAACUCUUCUGAUUAGAGAAAUGCAAAUUGCUUCAAUUUUUUGAAUUUGCAAUUCUCAUACCCCAUAAGAGCAGCAAAGAUGACAAAAAAUGGAAAUGAUAAAAAUUAGAGGGAUUCUAAGGAAACAGGAAUACAAUGCUGAUAGAUCUAUGAAUAGAUAUAACUAAUUGGAAAGCAAAUUUUAAUUUAUACACAAUAUGUUACAAAACAGUAUGUGCCCUUUUAUACAGCUAUGCCAUGUUAGACCUAUAUGGACAAAUUCAAAAAAAGAAAAAAAAAACAUAUGUAUAAAAAUAGCACUUUUUUUAACUUGGCAAAAACCUGUAAACUAAAGGGGUGCACAUAAAUUGAUGAGUGGCUGAAUAAGUUGUGAUAUAGGAAUAUGAUGGAAUAUCUUGUGUUUUAAGAAAUGAGAAAAAUAAAUGAUUUCAAAGAGCUCUGGAAAUGCUUUUAUGAACAAAUUUAGGGUGAAAUGAGAAGAACCAGAAUAAUUUAUAUUUUUAUAUUAAUAUAAAAAAUGAGCAAUUUAAAAUUUUUUUGUAAAUGUAUGAAGAAUGAAAUAAGCAGAAUCAGAAGUUUAUUCAAUAACCAUAUUGUAAAGACAAACGACCUAAAAGCUGUAAGAACUAUUUUCAAUACCUGUACAUUCAUGAUUUCUAAAGACAUAUAAUGAAAUCUAUCAUCAACCUUUAGACAGAGAGGUGAUGGAUUUAAAGUACAGAAUGAUUUUUUUUUGGUAAUACAGACAAAAAUGUAUUUUGGAAAACUGUAUGGAAUUUGGAUAUUGUAUGGAAUAUUGUAAUCACUUUCAGAUGAGGUCACUCAUUAUUAGUUUUCCUAAAUUGUUUUACUGUGUUACAAGAGAACUUGUUGAAUGGGGGUCAUUUAUAAGUGUGUUAAAUGUGAACACAAAAUCAAUAACACUUUAAAAAACUGAAAACAAAACAUUAAAGAUUGAGUUGGUUCAUACUAGAGAGUAAUUUUUUAAUUGUAAUAAAUAUUGGAAAUCUUUCAAUCUGAAAUAAAGCAUUGACAGAUACAUA
Molecule: messenger RNA, 5367 nt
Organism: Antechinus flavipes (yellow-footed antechinus)
Lineage: Eukaryota; Metazoa; Chordata; Mammalia; Dasyuromorphia; Dasyuridae
Product: zinc finger protein 260-like
Exons: 4
Coding region: 850-3009 (719 amino acids)
Biological process (GO): regulation of cytokine production; regulation of immune system process; negative regulation of transcription by RNA polymerase II
Source: RefSeq, a predicted model, not a curated record